GACGCCUCCGGCUCCUGCCCUUCCACGCGAGGCGCAGCUCGAGAGACGCAGCCGUUGCUGCGCGUAUGGCUGUGCAGUCCACCGCUCCGUCGCUCCCGCCGCCGCCGAAAAACUACAUCCAGCGCGCGCGCACGCAGCAGCGGAACCUGACGGCAAGAGCAGCAGAGGUCGGCUCGGCAGUAGGUCGGUCGUCGGCCAACCUGAUUAGCGAGGUUGGCUACGCGGCGAGGUCUGUGGCGCCCGAGUCGCUGGUGCGAGCGUACAAGGUGUGGCCGACGAAGAACGUCUUCUGCUGCUGGGGCUUCCUCAUGACCGGCCCGGUCGAGGACGUCGGCCCAAACAGCUGCGCGUGGACGUCGCUGCUCACGCCGAUGGCGAUAUUCUUCUACACGUGGAGCGACAUCCUGUGGGACCCGUCGCACGUGCCGCCGGUGUACUCGUACUUUUGCUGUCUCGCCUUCGCCUCCGCCGUCUUUUGGUUCUCCGUCACCUCCUUCACCGACCCCGGGAUCAUCCCGCGUGGGCCAAAGCCGUCGGGCCCGAUGCCGCCGCAGCGGACUCGGACGGACGAGCGGGGGGCGACGGUGUACGAGACGUGGUGCAGCACGUGCAACGUCUACCGCCCGCCCCGCUCGAGCCACUGCUCCGACUGCGACAACUGCGUCCGCGACUUUGACCACCAUUGCCCGUUCACCCGCAACUGCAUCGGCGCGCGCAACUACGGACCCUUCGUCAUGUUCCUCUCGUCGACCUGCCUCUCGCUCGCCGUCGUGCUCAUCUCCGCGCUCGCCCUCCCCACGCGCGUGCCGCCGCACCCGGGCGCCCUGGACCCGCACUCGACCGGGCUGCGCGGCCUCGCGUCGACCGUGUCGGUCGUCUUUUGCGCCGUCAUGGCGGCACUCCUCUUCUCCUUCACCGCAUACCACGUCUCGCUCAUCUGCGCGGGCAUGACCACCAAGGAGCACCUCAAGGGGCGGCGCGCCCUCGUGCAGCAGUCCACCUUCGAGCGCCUCUGCGAGCCCUGCGCCGUCCAGCCGUCGCAGAUCCAGCCGCGCAAGCUCGUCUCUAUAGCGGUGGGCGGGGAGCCGCCCUCCGCCCACGUGGCGACCAUCUCGCAGGACGACCUCUGACCGAGGCCGUGACCGUACUUAGCAGUACCAGCAACACCGCGCGGGCGUGUGCAGCGCACGCCUCUCCCCCAUCGCCUCCUCUCCCCCCAUAUCCGCUGCGUCACGACGCCCCACGGCGGCGCCUCGGAGGCUUGCCGCCUCCGACGUGUCGCCGGCCGGGGGGGGGGGGGGGGUCAGGGGGGGGUGAGCACGUCUCAUCGCUCGCGCGGUGGGCAUGCACUGUCUCCGUCCAGCGGUCCAGGGAGUAGUGGCGCGCCGUGAGUCGAGUGAGUGUGAGGGGCAUAGGGAAGCGCAGUUCGCCUGUUGUCGACUGCUCUCGUUUUGUCGACUGCACACGACUUUUCCGCCUUUCCCUUUUUGCACACCCCGGG
Molecule: messenger RNA, 1501 nt
Organism: Emiliania huxleyi CCMP1516
Lineage: Eukaryota; Haptophyta; Isochrysidales; Noelaerhabdaceae
Exons: 4
Coding region: 66-1130 (354 amino acids)
Biological process (GO): peptidyl-L-cysteine S-palmitoylation; protein targeting to membrane
Cellular component (GO): Golgi apparatus; endoplasmic reticulum
Molecular function (GO): protein-cysteine S-palmitoyltransferase activity
Source: RefSeq, a predicted model, not a curated record